Messenger RNA from Serpula lacrymans var. lacrymans S7.9, 332 nucleotides. RefSeq lists its product as uncharacterized. The record is from RefSeq and is a predicted model, not a curated record. The annotation marks the transcript as partial. The transcript has a single exon. NCBI's taxonomy places the organism in Eukaryota, Fungi, Basidiomycota, Agaricomycetes, Boletales, Serpulaceae.
CGAGAGUGCAGUUCAAAUUGCAAUGAGGAGUUGCUGCAACGGAAAUGAGUAGCCAAAAUAUCCCAACAGGUACGGGCAGUGAGGUUGACAUUGUCUGGAAGGAGUUUGGAAACUAUAGGAGAGACUUUUCGGCAUAUGAGGGAUUUUGCAGUGCAGUCACGCAAGAUCCAAUUGUCCAUAAUCUUCGAUUCAGAAGCAGAGGGAUGAAGAGGAUCGGCAGCAACUGGACAAUAGCUAGCGAAUUCACGAGGUUUGGACGGAUCCUGACCAGAGGAAAUGAGACGCCAGUAGCCCUCACCCAAAAGGGCGAGGAACAUGACGCGCUUCCAUCC